AUGGAAUUUACCUUUAUUAUUGGGGUUCGCCCGCUCGCGUCAAUCCCACUAGAAGCCGGCGACACUCCGUUCCGCUACAUUGAAUUUUCAACCAGCUGGGGAUUCCGAGGAUUCUUCAGAGUGUGGGUUGCGGAUGGAGCCAUCGAUCAGAAGACCAGGACUCUGUGCGUUCCCAAACCGGUUCCUGGCCUUGUGAGCGGAGAGCAAGCCGAAAUCACCGUCAAAGGUGGAAUAGCGUCAAGUCUAGACGAUAUGUGGAGCGCCACUGGCUCCACCGAUCCGUCGACCCUUGUCACCGUGCUGGAACGCUUCCAUCACAAUCAGUACGCCAAAAAACCCGCUGGCAAGGAGGACACCAGCUGGAACGGAAUUAUGCAGAAAAUUUUGAGCUUCAGGUAAGCCGACGGAUCCUUCCACGAUGCCGACGG
Messenger RNA from Daphnia pulex (common water flea), 428 nucleotides. RefSeq lists its product as uncharacterized. NCBI's taxonomy places the organism in Eukaryota, Metazoa, Arthropoda, Branchiopoda, Diplostraca, Daphniidae. The transcript has 3 exons. The record is from RefSeq and is a predicted model, not a curated record. Bases 1 to 399 code for a protein of 132 amino acids.